Messenger RNA from Gloeophyllum trabeum ATCC 11539, 366 nucleotides. RefSeq lists its product as uncharacterized. The coding region runs from base 110 to 364 and encodes 84 amino acids. The record is from RefSeq and is a predicted model, not a curated record. The transcript has a single exon. Lineage: Eukaryota; Fungi; Basidiomycota; Agaricomycetes; Gloeophyllales; Gloeophyllaceae.
GCAACAACUUGGUGAAGAUGGAAGUGGAGAGUAAACAUCGGAAUUUUCUAUCCAAAGAGCGCAAACGUUUAUAACACAGGCAUAGGGUUCGAUAGAGCAUCAGAACAAUAUGGAUUACUUUCAAAUGCUACAUAAACGAUACAACAUCCAUCGAGUAGUAAUCCAUCAGACAAGUGCCCAGCUCGCUGGCUCUCGUCACAGGUCCUCCAAAAAGUUCCCGGAACAAAGAGCCAAAACGUCCUCGAGCCCUCCACAAGGAAGAGCAUGUUCUCAGUCAAACGAGCGGGCACCGAAGUCAUCGAGUGGAUUUGAAGGAUGUGGCAUGUGUAAACAUGCGAGACUCGAGUUAGUACCUAUAAAAUAGAU